UAGGUCUACAAUUCACGAUACACGAUCCACGAUCCACAUCCACAGGUCCACAGUUUGCUACCAGCAGUAGUAGAGUUAAUAUUGUGUUCGAUCCGAAGCCAGUUACGUGCCAAGUCUCGCGAAAGGAAAGUGAUUUAGAGAGAUCAGUGGAAAAAUGGCAGCCAGUCAAUACUACCAUGUGCAGUGCACACCAACUGUCUAUCCAGCGGACCCCUUCAACGCCGAGGAGGAUGCAGCUCUGCUUAGAACUGCAAUGAAAGGAUUUGGGACCGACGAGCAGACAAUAAUCGACGUCCUAGCCCACAGAGGCAUCGUCCAACGACUUGAAAUUGCAGAUAAAUUCAAAACGAUGUAUGGGAAGGAUUUGAUUUCUGAAUUGAAGUCGGAAUUGGGUGGGAAUUUUGAGAAAGCGAUCGUCGCGUUAAUGACUCCAUUGCCCGAGUUCUAUGCAAAGGAGAUACAUGAGGCUAUAUCGGGAAUGGGGACUGAUGAGGGCGCCUUGGUGGAGGUCUUGGCCAGCUUGAGCAAUUAUGGAAUCAAGACCAUUUCUGAGGUCUAUAAAAAUUUGUAUGGAAACGAAUUGGAAGAUGAUUUGAAAAGCGACACUUCCGGCCACUUCAAGAGGCUGUUAGUCUCUUUGUCAUGCGCGAGUAGGAACGAAAACCCGGAUGUUGACGAGGCAGCAGCGAUCCAAGACGCCGAGAGGUUAAUGGCCGCAGGCGAGGGUCAAUGGGGAACCGACGAGAGCACAUUCAACGCGAUCCUGAUCACGAAGAGCUACCCACAACUGCGGAGAAUCUUUAAAGAAUACGAGAGGCUCUCCGGGAACAGUUUGGAAGACGUGAUUAAGAGCGAGUUCUCCGGUUCGUUGGAGGAUGGAUACUUAGCAGUUGUGAGAUGCGCGAAGGACAAGACGUUCUACUUUGCCGAGAGGCUGUACAAAGCGAUGAAGGGCAUGGGGACUGACGACACAACCUUGAUCCGCAUAAUCGUCGCCAGAUCUGAGAUCGACCUUGGAGAUAUUAAGGAUGCUUAUCAGAUGAAGUAUGGCCAGUCCCUAGCCGGUGAUAUCGAUAGCGAUUGCCACGCUGAAUGGAAAAGACUUCUCAUAGCUAUGUUGUACUAAACAAGUAAAUAUUGUUAUACCGUACCAUAGACCUGAAGGACGGAGUAUGAGGUAGGGUUUUAGACGAGGGGAUGCGUGAUUCAAGAGGAUGAGAAGGGAACAUGGGAAGAAAUAGGGGGGAAUAAAUUGCUGGUCAGACUUUAGCGCCAUCUAUAACAUUCCGCGGGCUAUUUUGAAUCUGUUGUACAAUAGCUUCGCGCAUGCUCAUUGUUUGCAUGGUCAUUUGAGCAUGCGCUUAUCUAUCUAUAAUACGUAUUUUCAAUUGUACAUAGGGCCCGAAUUUAUAGUCGUUUCUCAGUUCUCAGUACUUAGGCCCGAAUUUAUAGUCUUCUCUCAGUUCCCAAGUUCUCAGUUUUUAAUCUGAGUUCUCAACUGCUUAUUGUAAUCUAUGUGUUUCGUCAUAUAUGACUGAUGAAAAUCGAAGAUAUAUUUUUAAAUAUAUUUUUUUAAUUUUA
Ceratina calcarata is the source of this 1581-nucleotide messenger RNA. Its product is annotated as annexin B9. Bases 155 to 1126 code for a protein of 323 amino acids. Gene Ontology annotation, biological process: endosome transport via multivesicular body sorting pathway. The record is from RefSeq and is a predicted model, not a curated record. NCBI's taxonomy places the organism in Eukaryota, Metazoa, Arthropoda, Insecta, Hymenoptera, Apidae. Gene Ontology annotation, cellular component: cytoplasm; plasma membrane; vesicle membrane. Gene Ontology annotation, molecular function: phosphatidylserine binding; calcium-dependent phospholipid binding; calcium ion binding. The transcript has 7 exons.